AUGAGUAGAGCACGAAAAAACUCGGCCAAAAGGGCAUUUAUUCAUGAGGAAUUGUUUGCUUUGGGUAGUUUUGGUGGUAUUACAUGUUUUUUUCCUUACAUUGCAUGGGCUGUAUUACAUAAUAAGUGA
Messenger RNA from Funneliformis mosseae, 129 nucleotides. NCBI's taxonomy places the organism in Eukaryota, Fungi, Glomeromycota, Glomeromycetes, Glomerales, Glomeraceae. The record is from the annotation of a GenBank genome assembly.